CUGCGGGACGGGGUGCAGAGAGUCCCGGUGCGAGAGGGGAGGAUCCGGGCAACGCUUUUCCUGCCUCCCGGACAUGGCCCCUUUCCAGGAAUAAUUGACAUAUAUGGAGCAGGAGGGGGGCUCGUUGAAUAUAGGGCAUGCCUGCUGGCCAACUAUGGCUUUGCUGUGCUGGCUCUGGCUUACUACAGCUAUGAAGAUCUCCCCAAAGAUAUGAAGGAAUUCCACCUGGAAUAUUUUGAAGAAGCCAUAAUCUAUAUGUUGCAACACAGACAGGUUAAAGGUCCAGGAAUUGGGUUGCUUGGGAUCUCCAAAGGGGGUGACCUGUGCGUCUCCAUGGCAUCCUUCCUAAAGGGCAUCACUGCCACCGCCCUCAUCAAUGGUUCGGUGGCAAACGUGGGCGCCGUGCUGCACUACAAGGACAUCAGCAUUCCACCCCUCGGCAUCAGCCCCAGCCGCAUCAAGGUCAACGAAUCUGGGAUUGCAGAUAUCGUUGACCUACUGAACAACCCGUUAGAAGGGCCUGACCGCCAGAGCUUUAUCCCGCUGGAGAAGGCUGAGUGUCGCUUCUUGUUCAUUGUUGGCCAGGAUGAUCACAACUGGAAAAGUGAAUUCUUUGCAGUUGAGGGGAGCAAGCGUUUGCAAGCUCACGGGAAGGAAAAGCCUGAGAUAAUCUGUUACCCUGGGGCAGGGCACUAUAUCGAACCCCCCUUUUUCCCAAUGUGUGCAGCAUCAAUGCACCUGCUAGUGGGCAGGCCAGUGGUGUGGGGAGGGGAGCCCAAGGCGCACUGUGAGGCGCAGGUGGAUGCUUGGCAGCACAUCCGAGCCUUUUUCCACCAACACCUCGCUGGCACGCUGUCUGAGACACCCAAUAAGCUGUGACGUGCGUUAGGUCAUUUUACACAGACGCUGGUGUUCCGCGUUUAUUUUGUUCAGCGACUCUGAACGAGAGCAAAGAAUAACAGAGAGCAAGCUGUUAGGUUUCUCUGAAGGCGGAUGUGUGUGCGGUCGUGCCAGCGGUGCCGCGCGCCCCCGGGGAAGGCCCGCAGCGCAGCCGCCGCUCCCGAGGCCUGCGGUGGAGCUGGCAGCACAGCCCCUUGGGCC
Molecule: messenger RNA, 1101 nt
Organism: Struthio camelus australis
Lineage: Eukaryota; Metazoa; Chordata; Aves; Struthioniformes; Struthionidae
Product: acyl-coenzyme A thioesterase 1-like
Biological process (GO): acyl-CoA metabolic process; fatty acid metabolic process
Molecular function (GO): fatty acyl-CoA hydrolase activity
Source: RefSeq, a predicted model, not a curated record